AUGCUCUUGCCCCCACUGGACGUCGUAGUAUACCCAGCCUUCGCCAUGAGUCGCGGAGCUGGAACCUACGCAAGUCGUCCACCACGACCGUCUUCUACAGUCUCAUCAACAUCCUCAUCCUCGUCGACAUCAUCUCGAGCAUAUAGCGCAUCGCCAGACUUCCUGAGUAUUCAAAAGCUUGUCCAUACUAUCUUCCGGUCUUCGAAGAUCACAGUACAGCAAGCCGAACGGUUACGAAGCCGCAUUCACCAAGUUUACUUGACCAAGCUCGCAGGCGACGGUUCGCUCGUACUCAAGUGCUUGCCAGCAGGGAGCACAAGACUAUUGCGCCAUGAAAGACAUACCCUUGAUACCGAAGUCAAGACGAUCGAAACGUUACAUGAAUACACCCAGCUCCCAGUACCUCGAAUCAUCAAGUACGACAACCAUGGGGGACUGUUCGGCUCGCCAUUCCUCAUCAUGACCCACCUCCCGGGACGCAGACUUUCAGAGUUAGCACCACAUCUCACAACUAUCGAACGUAAUACAAUUGACCGCACUCUGGGCUCAUAUGUCCGCAGCUUAUCGUCACUCUCAGCAACACAGUUCGGUAUGACACACCGAGUCUUCGAGCGCAAAGGCUGCAAGUCUUGGCGUGAGGCUUUCCUUGCUCUCUUGGAGGGCGCAUUAAGAGAUGGCGAAGAUAUGCUCGUCACAGUACCGUACGACAGUAUCCGCUACUACGUUGCGAAGUACGCACAUGUCUUGGAGGAGGUCACAGAACCGAGACUUGUCGCCCUAGACGUCUGCAGGCCAGACAACAUUCUUGUCGACGAGUACACAAAGCGAGUGACCGGUCUUGUCGGUUUCUCAAACGUCAUCUGGGGCGAUCCGCUUCUGAGUGGAGGUAUUGCAAAUGGCAGUGAUGCGUUCUUCGAAGGGUUUGGCGAGUGCCCUGUGCGAACCGGCGGUGUCAAGACCAGGAUGUUGAUGUACACAGUCUACCGGUCGAUAAUUACGAUUGUUGCGCACCACUACCGUCCUCAUACCACAAUCGAUGAGCUAGGAGUACGGCGCGAGCUCGUGUGCGCACUGAACGAACUUGCACGGAUGUGA
This is a messenger RNA of Didymella exigua CBS 183.55, 1095 nucleotides long. RefSeq lists its product as uncharacterized. The transcript has 2 exons. Bases 1 to 1095 code for a protein of 364 amino acids. The record is from RefSeq and is a predicted model, not a curated record. Lineage: Eukaryota; Fungi; Ascomycota; Dothideomycetes; Pleosporales; Didymellaceae.